AUGACAGGGGUCGACCUAGAGAAAUGCAAGCGUAUCGUACAAUACUUCUGGGACCCCGAACCCAAGAAUGACACUACGCCAGAAUCCCCCAUAUGGUGUUUGGGCCAACGAUACACGCCCACUCCGCCAGCGGAGCCCCAUGAUACAGACCAGGCGAGUCGCGUCGAGCAAGCAGCAAACGGUGUGAAUGACACAGGCAGUGCCUGGCCCGAGGCCUUUCUGGCCGAUUUUGAAUCACGAAUAUGGAUGACCUACCGAUCGCACUUCGCGCCCAUUCCGCGCAGCAACAAACCCGAAGCGACAUCGUCGAUGACGCUGGGAGUCCGCCUGCGCAGUCAGCUUAUGGACUCGCAGGGCUUCACAUCCGAUACCGGGUGGGGUUGCAUGAUUCGGUCAGGACAGAGUCUCCUUGCAAAUGCUCUAAGUAUCCUACAGUUCGGACGAGACUGGCGAAGAGGACAACGGCCUGAAGCAGAAUCGAAGCUGUUGGCCAUGUUUGCAGAUCAUCCCAAAGCCCCAUUCUCCAUACAUCGCUUUGUCCAGUGCGGAGCCGAGUCAUGUGGGAAAUAUCCCGGGGAAUGGUUUGGGCCAUCAGCAACUGCCAGAUGUAUCCAGAUGCUAUCUAAUACACAAGAACCACCGACGCUCCGAGUCUACGUGACCAAGGACACCUCCGACGUUUACGAAGAGCAAUUUAUUCGACUUGCCAGCAAUCAAAACGGGCAGAUUCAGCCAACAUUGAUACUCAUGGGUGUCAGGCUGGGGAUCGACCAUGUCACCUCGGUCUAUUGGGAUGGACUACAGGAGGCUUUGCAGUACCCACAGUCUGUGGGGAUCGCCGGCGGUCGCCCAUCUGCAUCACAUUAUUUCGUGGGGUCGCAGGACUCCCACCUGUUCUUCCUUGACCCACACUCCACACGCCCAGCAGUACCUUAUCGCCCCGACGAAGCAUUAAGUGUAGAAGAAUUGGAUACCUACCACACCCGUCGGUUGCGGCGCAUUCACAUCAAGGAUAUGGAUCCCAGCAUGCUCAUUGGAUUUUUGAUCAAAGACGAUGCUGAUUGGGCUGAUUGGAAAGCCCGAGUCCAGUCCACGACGGGGAAACCGAUCAUCCACCUUGUCACGGGGGAACCGCCGAUCGAUGCAGGACAUGGCCGGAAGGAGGCGCUGGAUGAAGUGGAGGUUUUGGAUGAUUCUGAUUCCGAUGCCGAUGCACUGGUGUAA
Molecule: messenger RNA, 1224 nt
Organism: Penicillium subrubescens
Lineage: Eukaryota; Fungi; Ascomycota; Eurotiomycetes; Eurotiales; Aspergillaceae
Product: cysteine protease ATG4
Exons: 5
Coding region: 1-1224 (407 amino acids)
Molecular function (GO): protein-phosphatidylethanolamide deconjugating activity
Source: RefSeq, a predicted model, not a curated record